AAAAAAUAAUUUUUUUGUUGAUCUGUUUCAGAUACUGAUUGUUGUACACGACAGUGUUGUGGCCCAGGGAGACCUUUUGAAAUGAAAAUCCUGAACAAUCAGCAGCAAGAAAUUGUACACUUGACUCGUCCUCUGCGUUGUCAAUCUUGCCUAUUUCCAUGUUGUCUUCAAGAGAUUGAGGUUCAAUCACCACCUGGAACAGUCCUUGGUUACUGUGCUCAAGAAUGGUCAAUAUGUAUUCCUAAGUUUGCCAUCCAGAAUGCCGACAGGGAAACAGUGCUCCGAAUUGAAGGGCCUUUCUGCCAGUGCAAUCUCUGUGGAGAUGUUGAAUUUCAGGUAAUGAUCAACAACAUUGUGGUGGAAUUUUCAGUCGUUGGCAUUUCCUUAGGCUACACUUAUGAAUCUGUUUUCACGCAGUAUUUGAUGUAAGAUUAACAAAAAUAAGGUUACAGUCA
Messenger RNA from Stylophora pistillata, 455 nucleotides. Its product is annotated as phospholipid scramblase 2. Gene Ontology annotation, biological process: plasma membrane phospholipid scrambling. The record is from RefSeq and is a predicted model, not a curated record. Lineage: Eukaryota; Metazoa; Cnidaria; Anthozoa; Scleractinia; Pocilloporidae. Gene Ontology annotation, molecular function: phospholipid scramblase activity. Gene Ontology annotation, cellular component: plasma membrane.